AAAUCUGAGGGGAUAGUUAGGAAAUUAGUAGCUAGAGUAACAUAUUGUUUGUGAACCUCAUAUAUUUUAUCAUGUCAUUGUAAUUACUUCACUGACUAAAGGGAAAUGUGAAAACGGAAGACUUAUUCAACAUGGCGGACGGCUGGAGAGAAGUAUUUGAAAGAAGCCGGUUGAUACCCCCACCCCGCCAGGCAGUCCGCCUGGCCGUAGAAAGCCACUUCACCCAGUCCAACGGCUUUCAACUCUGCCUCAACCGACUUACUGUAGCUCAACCCCCGCAGGACUUGGCAGAGGGGGCACAAGAGUUGACCUACCAACUCCGAGUGACCCUAUUUGAUAGAAGUCACCAGCAUUUCUUUGGGAAAACAUGGAAAAGCCAACCACAGAGGAUGAAAACUAACAAGAUCUCCUUCAAUCAGGUCUUGUACUUCCAUACAUCUCUGCAGUUGCCCAGCACAGUUGUGGUUCUGGAGCUGGUGUCCCUGUUGCCCAGGCCAGACGGCUCCCAGCAGGCCUUGGGGCAAGGCUUCACUGUCCUGGAGCUUUUUAUCAACAGGCCAGAGGCUCAGCCUGCUGAUGGGGACAGAAGGUUGAAUCUACACUAUGGAUCACCAAGAACCCUCCUCCACCCUUUGCUGAAGGACACCACUGACUAUAGUCUAUUGAAGACUAUUGAAGGAGCACGCUUGGACUGUGUGAUAAAAAACCACCCUGCCCUGGUUUCCGUUAUGCACCUCCUCCCAGAGAAUGUCCUGGUAUCUGGAGAUGAGAACAUUCCCGGACUUGCAGCCUCUGCAACAGGUGAUGCUCUGCUCAGGCCUCAGCUGCUCAAGAUGCUGCCCUUCUCCCUGCACAGACUGACCAUCUCCCUCCAGCCGUCCCUGGAGAAGUUUGAGAGCAGGCUGCUGCAGCUGAUCAAUGCAGACUGCCAUAACACAAAACAGCCUGGACCGGAUGAUACUCUAAGGACGGUUGUUAUCCAGGAGAGGAGACUUCAUGUCGGGGUCCACAAUGGCUGGUGUUUUCUUGAAAAGCCUCAAGUGGUUGUACUGGAGCACCUACCCUCGGGGGCCAGGGGCCGAGCUGACAGCACCUCCAAACAGAUCAAAGACAGCUCAUCAACUCUCCCUCAGACUCUGGGUCUUCGCAGCAGCUUGGAGCUCAGGCUGGCCAAUCAUCAUGCUUUGGCAAUCGUCUUCCAGCUGGAGUAUGUCUUCUCUGCUCCAAUUGGCCCAGAGACGAUGCUGUCUACCACCUCCACAUCCCGAGCGGCCUUCCUGCAGUGCCUUCGUUGGGGGGUUUGUUGCCCCUUUCAGGAGGCGGCUGACAGGACUGGAGAAGAGAUACAGCUUGUUCUGCAAGGAGGUGCAAAGCCAAACCCUUACGGAGUCAUGGUCUAUAGCACAGAGAUGUCUGCCAAGACUCAGAGCCCUGUGCCACCCUCAGCUGCAGGCACAGCUCAGGUCUCAGAGCCGAGGGAUACAAUAAUGUUCUGGCUGUCGUCUCGUCUGGAGAAAAAGGAUCUUAGCCCAAAGACGUCUCUGAGGACAAAGCAGGAGGAUGUGUCACGUCAGAGAAGAUCACCUUCUCAGGGUCGGAAAUACAUUCCACCAGCUUCUCCUCCAGAAUCUCCUCAAGGCCCUGGGCUCUCGCUUUCUCAGCUGGCAGCUACUUCACACUACCCAACCAUCAGCCACUCCAGCAAGUCGUCGCCAUGGCAACAGUCGUUUCCUUCUCUGCUCCAUCCUUCCCCGUUGGCAUCGGCCCACCAGCUGUCACAUGUCGCUCAGGCCAGUUUACAUGUCAGCAACAUAGCCCACAUGGAAGUGGCCCUUCAGCCGAGAGGGGAUGUUUCACCCUCAGCUCAGGAUGAAGGGGACCAACUUGAAGAGCUGCCCUUCACCCCUGUCCAUGCCCCCGUCAUCACUGUGGGGAUGAAUGAGCUGAGUUCCUGCACAGUCAGCUCCAGGAGCUCGCUGGCCUACCUUUACUCUGCUGGCUUCCCUGACAUUGUGGAUCACAGUGGGCAGGUAGCAGAAGUACUCGACCCCACUGAGCCUGUACCCUUCAACCCCCAGCGUGAAGAGACUGACCUUCUACAGGGCAACCUGCUGGUGUUCCAGUUUCUGGCCUUUACCAGAAUACCAACAGCUGGUGUCGGUCCUGACUGGCCGGACAACAUCUAUUUCACCUUCCAGUUUUAUCGCUUCCCACCAGUCACAACGCAGCAGCUCAAACUACUGACCAGUGAAAAAGUUCAACAGAAAGCUGGCAGUCCGCUUCCCUGUGUCUUGGCCUCCAUCAACAAAGAUGGCACUGUCAACGCUGCCUCUCCGGGCCUACAGCUGCAGUUCAGAGUUGACGAAGGCUUCCUGAAACCAGGAGAGAAGCGUUGGUUUCUGCGCUACCUGGCCCUCCACAGCCUGCACAUUGACAUCUGGGACAGCAACUCCCUGCUUCUCAUAGGCUCUACUGCCAUCGAACUCAAGUACUUAUUGCGGCAGGGAAAACCUGCAGUGCAGGCCCUUCAUGAGGUUGAGGUGCUGACAACUGAUUAUGUGGGAGAGGACCCUCUGCUGAUGAGUGCCAAUUUGGGUGGACAGUCAGCUAUCAGCCCAGUGACGGUCCACACUAUCACCAGAGGCCGGCUGCACAUACGCACAGGAAACAUAGGGUGCCCAGUAGAUCUCAGUAAAAGGAAGCCAGCAGACAUCAUGCCAGCUCCUUCUCACAUCAUCACACCUCGUGAAGUCACAGGUGGAUUCAGAGGAGGGAGCCUGUCUUCCAGAAACAUCCUCCAACUCAACGCGAGGAAUGCUGCACAAGCACACAGACUGGAGAUGGAUGGGGAUCGCGUGCCAUUGUACAAACGUGGGAUCAGAGCCGACAUCAUCAUGCCUGGAGAGCACAACCUAAACGAGCCUGACAGUGGGACUCGCAAGCUCAACUGCAUGGCUGCUGUGCAUCAGCGGGAGGGCAGAAAAGAUGCUAAAGCCACUGAGGUCAUGGAGAAUAAGAAAACCUGGCUGACCAGAGAAUCAAAUCAAGCUGAACUGAACAAAGAGCACAGCAAGGCAGAGAGCAUCACCAACAUGCUAAGCCAGGCCAUCACCACCCAGCACCUGCUCUUUGCCAGCCUGGGCUCUGCUGAAUACAUCGAGUACAUCCUAAAGAAUCCCUUCAAUGUACCUCAGACUGUCACCAUUCAUAGUGACGACCCUGAGCUACGUGUUCUCACUAACACAGAGGAGUGGAGUUACUUCAAAGCACUCACCAAAACUCCAACCCCACUGGAGGAGAACAUGUUCCACUUGGAGGAGGAUGCCCCAGGACCUCGAGUUUACCUCAGGCCAAAAGAGAGCAUUCAUAUUCCCCUGAAAUACCAGAGCUUUUACUGUGACCACACCAUGGCCAUUCAGGGACCAAGCUUCCUACCUACAGGCAAAGAUUCUCGUGUGGCCAGGAAAUAUCUGUCUAAUAUUGUUGCUGCCAAGAUUAUCAAGGUGACAUUUAAAGCACAAGACGGUAAACCAAUGGCCAUCCUCCAGGUGAAUGUGGAGCCAACACCUCACAUAGUCAAUCAGACUUUCCGGCUUUAUCACCCUGAGCUCAGCUUCCUAAAGAAAGCCAUUCGUCUUCCUCCAUGGCAUGACCCCACAGUUGGAGAACCAGAGGGUGGGAGUCAAAUUUCUGUUCGAUGUAGUGACCCUAACAUUAUCUGCCAGACAAGGAUGCUGGUGCCAGGGGAACCUCAAGAUGUGUACUUGAAAGUGCCUGGGAGUCCCAGUCCAAACAUAAAAAUGUUCUUUGUGAUGGUUUUUAUUGAUAAGUGGAUGGCAGCACCCUCCCAGAUCUGGCAGAUAUAUGUACAUUUUCUGGAGCGAGUGGAUGUCAGCUGUGUGACUGGCCAACGAAACUGUCAAUCCCUGGUGCUGAGGGGGAAGCAGACUGUCCGCAGGGUCAAAUGUUUCUCAUCACACCCCAAGGAGAUAGAGGUGGACCCAGACAGUGUGUUCCUGUUGCCACCCACAGCUGUUCAGGAGCUCCAGUUGAAGGUGCAGCCAUGGCAAGCAGGCAGUCGCUUCUUUUAUGUGAACGCAGUGGAUGUGGAGCAGCGGCACAUCAUUACCACCUGGCUGGUCUGUCUGAACGUCCACCGGCCUGUUCUGUCCAAGGCAUUUGAAGUGUGCGUCCCAGUUGGUGGUGGGCGUGGCAGCUCCAAGAAAAUCACCUACACAAACCCCUACACCCGAAGCCGCACAUUUCUGCUCCGCUCUGACCAUCCAGAUCUGCUUCAGUUCAAAGAGGAUAAGUUCCAGAUCAACGGGGGAGAGAGUUAUACCAUCGGACUACGGUUUGCUCCAAGCCAGAAUCCCGGUUCAGUGGAGAUACUGGUGUACAUGAACAACCUGGAGGAGAAGACGGAGGAGACAUUCUGUGUGAAGGUCAACUACUCAUGAAAUGAAGUUCAUUUCAAACAGCGAGUACAAACUGCUCCCUGAAAAUACUGACUGAUGUGUCUUUUAUACAUUUUCUGGGUGUGAAAUGAACUCAGAUGAGUACAAAUGAGCUGUAAUUG
Messenger RNA from Cheilinus undulatus (humphead wrasse), 4579 nucleotides. It is a transcript of the gene nphp4, whose product is annotated as nephronophthisis 4. Gene Ontology annotation, biological process: negative regulation of canonical Wnt signaling pathway; protein localization to ciliary transition zone. The coding region runs from base 132 to 4460 and encodes 1442 amino acids. Gene Ontology annotation, cellular component: cytoskeleton; ciliary base; ciliary transition zone. The transcript is spliced from 29 exons. NCBI's taxonomy places the organism in Eukaryota, Metazoa, Chordata, Actinopteri, Labriformes, Labridae. The record is from RefSeq and is a predicted model, not a curated record.